This is a messenger RNA of Elaeis guineensis (African oil palm), 3531 nucleotides long. RefSeq lists its product as uncharacterized. The record is from RefSeq and is a predicted model, not a curated record. Gene Ontology annotation, biological process: regulation of telomere maintenance. Gene Ontology annotation, cellular component: nucleus. Lineage: Eukaryota; Viridiplantae; Streptophyta; Magnoliopsida; Arecales; Arecaceae.
UCCCAUUCCCCAUUGUCCUCUCUCUCCGCCCGGGUGGGAUCAGAUUUGAAGAACUGGCCAAGCCCUAGAUGCGAUCCUCACCGCCGGAACCCUAGAUCCUCCUCCCAAACCCGAGCUCCCAAUAUCGAGCUCGCGAUGGAUAAUCCAUGGCGAUUUCGGCCGAUCCAAGGCCACCUCUGCCCCGUCUGCUCAACCUUUCACUUCCCCUUCUGCCCGCCGCCUCCCGCGUUCGAUCACAACCGGUAUGCUGGUGAGCACCUCCGCCGCUUCCCUCCCGAGAUCCAUCCGCCCUUACUCCACGACCCCCCGUUCCCUCGGCCUGUCUAUGACACGCCGUUCCGGAACCCGCGGGCGGCUCCACCGAUGCCGUUACCGGAGCCGGCUCCAAGAGGCCCAGAGCCUUGGGUCCGGAAUCUCGCCUUGGAGAGGGAGCACACCCUUCGUCCUGCUUUCCAUCCAUCGCGGCUCUUCGUUGAAGAAGAGUUCUUGGAAAGAGAGAACACCCGGAAGAGGAUGCGAGUAGAAGAUCUUGCGACGGGUAAUCUUCCUCCUCCUCCGCAUCACUACAAUCGGUACGAUUAUGCCCCUGGCAGGAUCUCAGCGGAUGAUGAGCGGAGAUUGAAUCUAAUUCGAGAUCACGGAUGGCAACAUUCUACGGAAGGGCCGCAGCAAUUGAAGGGCGAAUACAGAACGGAUAGGUUUGGUCCCGAUGGCAUGCAGAAACAGUACCAGAGUGUUGGAGCCGAUCACGGUUUUCAUGCCCUAGGGACUGGCUCCGUGGGUAGUAAUGGUCCGCUGUUGCCCCAAGAACAUGUUUUUAGUCAGCAAAAUCACCGUCUACCAAAUGCAAACGAGGACUAUCAGAAUUUCUUGGGAGCUGUGAAUCCUCGGAGCAGCGACCGGUUUGUACCUCCUGAAAGGGUGGAUUUUGAACGAGGUGGGGCUUAUAACCCUCAAUCUGGAGAAUACGUGGGUGCAAGAAACAUUCACCCCGAUGCUUCUUUUCAGCCACCCCGAAGUCACCGACACGGUGAUUUUGGAGUGGAUUCGGACAAUCAUGUAGCUCAUGUUGCAGACGAACGACGAGCCUUUUAUGAAUCUCGGCAGCCACCUGAUUAUGCAUCAGAAGGUCCGCCUGGGAAAUAUUAUGGUAAUGAUCACCAACAGUUCCAUCCAAUCGAGAAAUCCUUUCAUGGAUUUCCAAAGCAUCCUCAGUAUUCUGAAACAGCCCGCGGCCGGUAUGCUGAUGUGAUGCAAACCCCUUCUGAACUUAAGCCUCCAGUUCCUGAGGAUGUUUACAAGCCAUUUGGACAUGAAACUUUUACCUCAGUGGAACAAGCUGGUCCGCUUGGUGGCAACCAAGGAAGCUAUCCGCCCUUGCCAGGUAAAAGUAACAGGGGUAGCAUGACUGCAGAAAUGCUUGGUCCAGUGCAUAAUUCUCAAAUGUUUCCUUCUCUGCCACCACCACCUCCUCCGGAAGUACAUACUCAAGCAACCUCUUCAUCAUCCACGAUGCCUUCGACACUUUUUCCUGUCCCAAGUAGCACUCCAGCUACCACGUCAUUUCCACCCAAUACUCAAGCAUUUUCUGAACAUCAUCCUUUGCCACAAUCCAGUUGCUACAACGAGGCACCCGUUCAUAUUUCUACUGAGUUUGCUACCGAGGGAUUACCAUUCAUUCAUCAAGCACCACCAAAGCAAUAUCUGGAAGGAGGGCAAGCAUUUUCGCUGAACAAUUCUCUUAAGGAUAAACCAACAGUUAUUGAUGCCCGUCAGUUGUUUAAGCAGCCACAUUGUGCCUCUCGUCCUGAUCAUAUUGUUGUCAUCCUUCGAGGGCUUCCAGGUAGUGGAAAAAGCUACUUGGCAAAGGCAUUACGCGAUCUUGAAGUUGAAAAUGGAGGGAAUGCACCGAGAAUUCAUGCAAUGGAUGAUUAUUUCAUGAUUGAAGUUGAAAAGAAGAUUGAAGACCAUGAAGUGUCUAAAUCCUCUAGUUCACAUAGAGGCAAGAAACAGAUCACUAAGAAAGUGAUCGAGUAUUGUUAUGAGCCCGAAAUGGAGGAGACAUAUCGGUCGAGCAUGUUGAAGGCUUUUAAGAAGACCCUUGAUGAAGGGAUUUUCACCUUUGUAAUUGUGGAUGACCGCAAUCUGCGGGUAGCUGAUUUUGCUCAGUUUUGGGCAGUUGCAAAGAGGUCGGGUUAUGAAGUUUAUCUGCUGGAAGCUCCAUACAAGGAUCCAAUGGGUUGUGCUGCUAGGAAUGUGCAUGGCUUCCAUGUAGAUGAUAUACAAAAGAUGGCAGCGCAAUGGGAAGAAGCUCCAUCAUUGUACCUGCAAUUGGACAUUCAGUCAUUAUUCCAUGGGGAUGAUCUGAACGAGCACUCUAUACAAGAGGUGGACAUGGAUAUGGAUGAUUCAGACUGCGCUGAUGAAGCACCAAAAUUGCUGGAUAAGGAAGAUCUUAAGCUGACAGAUCCAAAAUCAUUGGGUAAUGCACCUGAUGAUGGUUUAUCAAAGGUUGGAGAGAGAUGGGACUCUGAAGAAGAAGAAGAGCCGUUAGGAGUCAAAGAGCUAGAAAGGAGUAAAUGGUCAAGAGAUUUGGAUGAGGACAUUGAAAACUCAGAGGGCGCAGGAAAAAAUUCGAAUGCUCUUUCUGGACUGAUUCAAGCAUACAGCAAGAGUGAAAAAUCCGUUCAUUGGGGAGAUCAGGCCGAUAGGACUGGAUUUUCUAUUGCUGCUGCCAAGAAACGAGCCUCCUCAUCAUUAAUAAUUGGUCCAGGCUCUGGUUACAAUUUGGAGUCCAACCCAUUAGUUGAUAAAGAGGAUGCUGUAGAGAAUACUGGGAGGGGCAACAUCAACGAGUCCAGGAAGAGAUUUCAUGAGCAACUUCGUGCUGAAAGGGAGUCCUUCAAGGCAGUUUUUGACAGAAGGCGUCAGCGCAUCGGGGGCCUCUAUGAUGUUGAGGAUGAAUAGCAGUAUUUCUGUUUGCUACCCAUUAAGCAGGGCAGUCUGGUUCCUGACCUCGGAUCUCUCGUGAUCAUGCUGCUGAUCUUUUACUGGUCUAAAGGCAGGACACCCCACCUAUAGGGGAAGCAUGAUGGGCUCAAAAUGCUGAGAAGAAAGCAUUUUUGACAGGGAAAAAGAAAAGUCUACCACAAUUUUCUGUAUGUUGGCUUUUUGUGUUUUAUAAUUUAUUCAACUGUGUUUAUGCUGGAUUGAUUCCAACAAGACACAUUCUAUUCAGAGUAGAACCACCAUCCCAAAACCCCGUUUGAAGUGAGAGAUCGGGUGGUCAUUAUUGAUCAGAACUAUCAUUGUGCUGAAUGUGUUGAAUUUUCAAUUCUUGCACCAAGGGGGAAUGCAUUACCACCUCGUGUUUAUUUCUAUGACAGGAGAUGAAAAUUGAAAGAAGAGUUUGAUUUUGUAACAAGGGAAUGAUAAUUGAAAGGACAAUAUGAAGCAGGGAUUCAGCAUUUGUAAUGCACCAUUUAAUAUUUUCGUUGUUCUAUUUAUAAAUCUUGGUUAUUUUUAGAUAUA